UUUAUAGGAAAUAAAGGGCGGAAUGAACUCAGACGAAGAAUGGCUUCAUUUCUAAGGUCUGUGACCGCGACUGCAGGUGCCGCGUCUGCGAUUACGAUCGCGUUUGCGUUCUCUUCGUCUUCUUCUUCCUCCUCUAAUUCUCAGACUUCCACCUACCCUAAAUCCCAACACCUCUCUUUUCCUUACCUCUCGCGAACGUCGUCGCGAGAUUUGGGACUUGUUCGAAGUUUCGCUAGCUCUUCCAUGGCGGCUGCUCCCGCAUCUGAUCGUAAAGGCUCUCAGGGGGAUUCAGCCAUGCCUGAGCUGCUUACUGAGUUUAUGGUGGACAUGAAGUGCGAGGGUUGUGUUAACUCUGUCAAGAGCAAGUUAGAAACUGUUCAAGGCAUUAAAAAUGUGGAGGUGGACUUGACCAACCAAGUUGUGAGGAUACUUGGAUCAUCUCCUGUGAAGACAAUGACCGAAGCUUUGGAGCAGACCGGUCGGAAAGCUCGCUUAAUUGGACAAGGAGUUCCUGAAGAUUUCUUAGUUUCAGCUGCUGUAGCAGAAUUCAAAGGUCCAGACAUUUUCGGGGUGGUACGAUUUGCUCAGGUUAACAUGGAGCUUACAAGAAUCGAGGCCAACUUCAGUGGAUUAUCACCAGGAAAACACAGUUGGUCCAUCAAUGAGUUCGGCGAUCUCACAAGAGGAGCAGCCACCACAGGGAAGAUAUACAAUCCAUUGAAAGAUCAAACCGGCAGAGAGCUAUUGGGCGACCUGGGAACACUAGAGGUGGACGAGAAAGGAGAGGCCUUUUACUCGGGAAAGAAAGAGAGACUGAAGAUCGUGGAUCUGAUCGGGCGGGCGGUGGUUUUAUACGAGACGGAGGAUAAGUCGGCGACUGGGAUCACGGCUUCAGUGAUAGCCAGAAGCGCCGGAGUUGGAGAGAACUACAAGAAGCUUUGCACUUGUGAUGGAACUACCAUUUGGGAAGCAAGCAGCAAUGACUUUGUGACCAGUAAGGUAUAAAGUUUAAAACCUAAUUAUAACAGAAGGAAUUGAAACUCUUUGUGUUAAGUUUGAAAAUAAGGUUUUUCAUGUAACAUUAUAUUCAUGUUGUCAAGAUUCAUGCCUCUGUAAACUUGAACAAACUCAUGUUUCAUGUCUUUGUACGGCUCAGCAUUUUAUGAGAAAUAUAAUUGACGAACUGUGAAA
Messenger RNA from Tarenaya hassleriana, 1191 nucleotides. Its product is annotated as copper chaperone for superoxide dismutase, chloroplastic/cytosolic. The transcript is spliced from 6 exons. Lineage: Eukaryota; Viridiplantae; Streptophyta; Magnoliopsida; Brassicales; Cleomaceae. Gene Ontology annotation, biological process: removal of superoxide radicals. The record is from RefSeq and is a predicted model, not a curated record. Gene Ontology annotation, molecular function: copper ion binding; superoxide dismutase activity. The coding region runs from base 40 to 1005 and encodes 321 amino acids.